CGGCGGCGGCGAGGACGGCGGCUACGGCAGCGGCCGAGGGGGCGGUGGCUACGAGGAGGGUGCGGAGCCGGCGGAAGAGGCGUCUGUGAGGGCGGUGAGGUCGCAGAGGAACAUCGUGGGGAUCAACGACUGUCAUCUCUUCUACAAGAUGAGUAACAGCCACCCUCUUCGCCCCUUUACUGCAGUGGGGGAAAUUGAUCACGUGCACAUUUUGUCUGAACAUAUUGGUGCCUUGUUGAUUGGGGAAGAAUAUGGCGACGUCACAUUUGUUGUGGAAAAGAAGCGUUUUCCUGCCCACAGGGUAAUUUUAGCAGCAAGGUGCCAAUAUUUUCGAGCAUUAUUAUAUGGUGGAAUGCGAGAAUCUCAGCCUGAAGCCGAAAUCCCUCUCCAAGACACCACUGCAGAAGCAUUCACGAUGCUACUUAAAUACAUCUACACUGGGCGGGCGACGCUGACCGAUGAGAAGGAGGAGGUGCUGCUGGACUUUUUGAGCCUGGCUCAUAAAUAUGGAUUUCCAGAGCUGGAAGAUUCUACCUCUGAGUACCUCUGCACCAUACUUAACAUUCAGAAUGUCUGUAUGACUUUUGAUGUUGCCAGUCUCUACUCACUUCCCAAGUUAACUUGCAUGUGCUGCAUGUUUAUGGACAGAAAUGCUCAGGAGGUGCUCUCAAGCGAAGGUUUCCUCUCCCUUUCUAAGACAGCACUUUUAAACAUCGUAUUAAGAGAUUCAUUUGCAGCUCCCGAAAAAGAUAUUUUCCUAGCCUUGUUAAACUGGUGUAAGCAUAAUUCAAAGGAGAACCAUGCUGAAAUCAUGCAGGCUGUGCGUUUGCCUCUGAUGAGCCUCACUGAACUUCUGAAUGUCGUGAGGCCUUCGGGACUGUUGUCUCCUGAUGCCAUUCUGGAUGCUAUUAAAGUUCGAUCAGAGAGCAGGGACAUGGAUCUCAAUUAUAGAGGCAUGCUCAUACCGGAAGAAAACAUUGCAACUAUGAAGUAUGGAGCCCAGGUGGUAAAGGGGGAACUGAAGUCUGCCUUAUUAGAUGGUGACACUCAAAAUUAUGAUUUGGAUCACGGAUUUUCUAGGCACCCGAUUGAUGAUGACUGCCGUUCUGGCAUCGAGAUUAAGCUAGGUCAGCCAUCCAUUAUCAAUCAUAUACGGAUACUCCUGUGGGACCGAGACAGCCGGUCUUAUUCAUACUUCAUUGAAGUGUCAAUGGAUGAACUUGAUUGGAUCAGAGUGAUUGAUCAUUCACAAUAUCUGUGUCGUUCUUGGCAAAAGUUGUAUUUUCCAGCCCGUGUCUGCAGGCAGAAGAUGCCCAGUUUACCUGAGCCACAUGGGUGGAGUCCUCACUGCUCAGGUGUCUUACUUUUCAUUUUGCACUGGUGUUUUACCCUUGGCUUCAGUGAGAACUUUCCUGGGAGGACCAGCAAGGCCUCUGUCAGGUAUAUUCGAAUAGUUGGGACUCACAACACAGUGAAUAAGAUUUUUCACAUUGUGGCUUUUGAGUGUAUGUUUACAAACAAAACCUUCACUCUGGAGAAGGGGCUAAUAGUUCCCAUGGAGAACGUUGCAACAAUUGCUGAUUGUGCCAGUGUGAUUGAAGGAGUCAGUCGGAGCCGAAAUGCCUUGCUGAAUGGGGACACCAAGAAUUAUGAUUGGGAUUCUGGCUAUACGUGUCAUCAGCUAGGAAGUGGAGCCAUUGUGGUUCAGCUGGCACAGCCAUACAUGAUUGGGUCAAUACGGUUAUUACUGUGGGACUGUGAUGAUCGGAGCUACAGCUACUAUGUUGAGGUUUCCACCAACCAGCAGCAGUGGACCAUGGUAGCCGACAGAACUAAAGUCGCCUGCAAGUCCUGGCAAUCAGUAACUUUUGAAAGACGGCCAGCCUCCUUCAUCCGAAUCGUUGGAACACACAACACAGCAAAUGAGGUAUUCCACUGCGUCCACUUUGAAUGCCCGGAGCAGCAGAGCAGCCAGAAGGAGGAAAACAGCGAGGAAUCGGGGACAGGGGACACCAGCCUGGCCACUCAGCAACUCGACCCCCACGCCCUGCAGGCCCCCAGCGGCAACUCACUGCCCUCCAGCCCAGGCUCCAACUCGCGCUCACCCAAUCGGCAGCACCAAUAAAGGAGGCCCACGUGUGGAGUGACUCGGGUGGGCCCAGAUGGCGCAGGAACCGUGUCCUCCCCAAGUAGGGAUCCCUGUGGACUACCCCCACCCCCCGCCCCCACCCCCGGGAGGAACAGGCCUGGCUGCACAAACGGACACAGAACAGGUUUCCUCCCAAGGACACAAAGGGGCUACUUUGUUCUCCUCAAUUUGUUCAAAUCAGGCUGGUCUCCAGGGGGAGAAAGUGGGUCUUCCAUCUUCAUCAAGUCCACCAUUAACACCCUACCUCUCUCAUCUAACCCCGCAAAGGGCACAGAAGGAAAUAAUAGACAGGCCCGAGUCGGAAUACAAAACGGCACAUGGACACAGGAGCGGAAGAGAAUACAUUAGGCCUUCAUUACCUGGGGGCACCGUUAGGAAAUGGGUUUCCAUAGAGUGUUUACUUUUACGGAGCACAUUGUCCUGGCAACUAAACGAUUUUUAUUUCUUUUAGUUAUUCUCCAUUUGCUGAAUCAUAGGUGUUCCAGAUCUUUUUGAAAGGCUCAAACAGCAAAUCACUUGUUUUAAUCCCUUUUGGCGCUGUAAUUUUCCUUCCUUAGUUCUGGACGUUUGAGCGCAAGGUAGAGCCAAGAACGAUCGCAUGUCUCCUAAACGAGGCACAGAUGCAGCCCAUCAUGGCACCUGGUCUGACAGGGAAAAUCCUUUGAGGAAGUUCAACAAAAUACACAAUGAGCAGAUCAAUCUGUGGACACGGGAGUUAAUAAUCACUCGAGUCGCCAGGUUAUUAACCUGUCAUUCCUGAAAUGUAUCCAGCCUUUAAGCUUGGGAGGCUGGCUGGGCAAUAGUGAUUAUGCCACAGCUAAUUUAAUGUUCAGAAGUUUAGAUAAAUGUUUACCAGCUUCC
This is a messenger RNA of Hippopotamus amphibius kiboko, 3010 nucleotides long. It is a transcript of the gene BTBD9, whose product is annotated as BTB domain containing 9. Gene Ontology annotation, biological process: circadian behavior; adult locomotory behavior; modulation of chemical synaptic transmission. The record is from RefSeq and is a predicted model, not a curated record. Gene Ontology annotation, molecular function: protein binding. Bases 149 to 2125 code for a protein of 658 amino acids. The transcript is spliced from 12 exons. Lineage: Eukaryota; Metazoa; Chordata; Mammalia; Artiodactyla; Hippopotamidae.